Molecule: messenger RNA, 1295 nt
Organism: Calypte anna (Anna's hummingbird)
Lineage: Eukaryota; Metazoa; Chordata; Aves; Apodiformes; Trochilidae
Gene: TPM4
Product: tropomyosin 4
Exons: 9
Coding region: 130-984 (284 amino acids)
Biological process (GO): muscle contraction; actin filament organization
Cellular component (GO): actin filament
Molecular function (GO): actin filament binding
Source: RefSeq, a predicted model, not a curated record
GAGCUCAUUUUCCCUGUGACUGCCUGGGUAUAACUUCUUCCUCUCCCCGGGCUGUUAAAAGAAAUCUAAACCUCUGCCCUUCGGAAUUCUUCCAGUUGCCCCACAGAUACAAAGUAUCCCUUUGCAAACAUGGAAGCAAUCAAGAAAAAGAUGCAGAUGUUGAAGCUGGACAAGGAGAAUGCCAUUGACAGAGCAGAGCAGGCUGAAACGGAUAAGAAGGCAGCCGAGGACAAAUGCAAACAGGUGGAGGAUGAGCUGGUGGCACUGCAGAAGAAGCUGAAAGGAACUGAAGAUGAGCUGGAUAAGUACUCGGAGGCUCUCAAGGAUGCCCAGGAGAAACUGGAGCAGGCUGAGAAGAAGGCCACUGACGCUGAAGGGGAGGUGGCAGCUCUCAACAGACGUAUCCAGCUCGUGGAAGAGGAGUUGGAUCGUGCCCAGGAACGGUUGGCCACAGCCCUGCAGAAACUGGAGGAGGCUGAGAAAGCAGCAGAUGAGAGUGAGAGAGGAAUGAAGGUUAUUGAGAACAGAGCAAUGAAAGAUGAAGAGAAAAUGGAAAUUCAGGAAAUGCAGCUGAAGGAGGCAAAGCACAUUGCUGAAGAAGCUGACCGCAAAUACGAAGAGGUUGCCCGUAAGCUGGUGAUUUUGGAGGGUGAGCUGGAAAGGGCUGAAGAGCGAGCAGAGGUGUCUGAAGUUAAAUGUAGUGACCUUGAAGAGGAGCUGAAGAAUGUCACUAACAACCUGAAGUCCUUGGAAGCUCAGUCUGAAAAGUACUCAGAAAAAGAAGAUAAAUACGAAGAAGAAAUCAAGAUUCUGUCUGACAAGCUCAAGGAAGCUGAAACCCGUGCUGAGUUUGCAGAGAGAACAGUUGCCAAACUGGAAAAGUCUAUUGAUGACUUGGAAGGAAAACUGGCUCAAGCAAAAGAAGAGAACUUGGAGCUGCACCAGACACUGAACCAGACGCUAAAUGAACUGAACUGUAUAUGAGCAGGCACAGAGCCCCGGCGGCCACACGGCGUCCCCUGCAUCUCCUGCACCCUCCCUCCCUCUUUUCUCUCUCUGUAGCACAGAAAAAAACAUUUAAGUUAUGAACAGCACGAGGCCUCGGGCGUUCCCCGGCACCACCAGCACGGCCUCGAGCCCCUGGGGUGGAGGAGCCCGGAGCAGGAGAGGAGCCCCGGGGCCGUGGGUGCCUUCAGCUUCACCUCCCCUGUGCCUCGGCAGCCAUUUUGUAUUCCCCGGCAGAGCUCCCGCCGCGCCUGUCCGUGCUGUUUCAUAUUAAACACGUUCCUCAUGGU